AUGCCACACCCGGAUUGUUCGCGGCGACAGAUUGCACCGAAAGCAGAUGGCUUUUCAGCCGAUCUUGGAAACGUACCGAUCACACUAGACGAGCUCGAAAUCGAUUUGUACCCCGUAUCGCGCUCUCGUACCGAAGGCCCAUGCUUUGCUCAAGAGAGCGUGAUUGUCACGUGGGACGGAGGGGAUGACCCCAAAGAUCCAUACAAUUGGCCCCUUUGGAAGAAAUGGCAGGCCACGGGCAUUGGCUUGCUUGCGAGCUUUGUCUGCUCGAUGAAUGGGACCAUCCUAACGGUGGCUCAUACGGCCAUUGGGGAAGAGUUUCACAUUUCCGAUGCGACGUUCCCCAAUUCCUACUGGCUAACAACAUCUUGGGCUAUCGGGGCCGCGCUGUGUCCGCUUCUUCUGUUUCCUGUGAUGGAGGACUUUGGCGUUCGACCUGUCCUUCUCACCACCUAUUUUUGCUUUAUUUGUUUUUUGAUUCCUGUAGGGCUGGCACCAAACUUUGCCACCCUAAUUGUGGUUCGAUUCUUCAGCGGAGGAUGUGUUCCGCUGAUAAGCGACGCCGUUGCCGGUAUUACAUCGAAUGUCUUUCACGGCGAUCGAGCCCGGAGUCUCCCAAUUUGUCUGUACGUGACCAUCUAUCUGGCGGCGACAAGCCUGGGCCCGGUCGUUGGCUCUGCCAUCCUGCAAUUCCUGUCAUGGCGCUGGAUUGGUUACAUCGAAUUGAUCUGGACCGCUGCCCUAUUUCCGAUCCUGAUCUUCGGUCUGCCAGAGAGCCGCGGGCCGGCGAUCCUGCGCGCUAGGGCCAAACGACUGCGCUGCGAGGGGAAGAACGCGUACACUACCGAGAAGAUCGAUCAAGUAGCAUUGCCUCAGCUUAUCCUGCUGAGCGUUCAACGGCCUCUGUACAUGCUAUGUACUGAAGGGGUCGUGUUCGUUGCGACGGUGUGGGCUGCCUUCAGCUUGGGAACGAUCUAUCUUUUUACGCAGUCGGUCGAGCAGGUAUACAAGGAGCUAUAUGGGUGGGAUCCCAUCCAGUGCGGGUAUAUCCAAGCUGCGAUUGUGAUCGGGGAACUCCUGGGCGGUGGAUUUUGCAUCUUAACCAAUCCCUGGUACUAUGCAUCUGCUACCCGCAAUACCGAGGCACCGGGCACGCCGAUCCCGGAGGCUCGGCUACAUGCAUCGAUCAUUGGUGGAUUCUUUGGUGUCACGGGCGGCAUGUUCGUGUAUGGGUGGACAUCGUACACUUCCAUACACUGGAUGGCACCCACCGUCGGCCUGGCGAUGGUGGGGUUUGGGACGACAGCGGUCAUUGUUGGUAAUGCUAACUAUCUCAUCGACGCGUACAGCAAGUAUGCUGCGAGCGCCCUCGGGGCGGUGGGUUUCGUCGAGAACAUCUCUAUCGCUUUUCUCCCUCUGGCCGCAGCAGCCAUGUACACGAAUCUUGGAUUUCAGUGGGCCAGCUCGCUGCUUGCAUUUGUAUCUUUGGCCCUGGUGGCGACUCCUUUUGUGGUCCUCCAAUGGGGCAAAGAGAUCAGAUCUUACAGCCCAUUCAUGCAAGAGGCCACUGUAGAGCGGCGGCGAGACAAUGCCGCAGCCGAAGGUGUAUAA
This is a messenger RNA of Penicillium samsonianum, 1611 nucleotides long. RefSeq lists its product as uncharacterized. NCBI's taxonomy places the organism in Eukaryota, Fungi, Ascomycota, Eurotiomycetes, Eurotiales, Aspergillaceae. The record is from RefSeq and is a predicted model, not a curated record. Gene Ontology annotation, molecular function: transmembrane transporter activity. The transcript is spliced from 2 exons. Bases 1 to 1611 code for a protein of 536 amino acids. Gene Ontology annotation, biological process: transmembrane transport.